AUGGACAGGGGCCACGCGACGCGUCUCCCCUCCUCUCACCUCACAGACGGUCUCACAUCAACUGUUGCCGAAAAGGUGUCCCAGUGCCUCCUUGAUCCGGAGGUCGUUUUCGGGUUCUUAUCCCAGAUUCAUCAAGACGCGAUCGAAGGCAUUCCUCAGAAAAACGCUGCCGUAGUCGCCAAUGCCGUGGCUGCUGCUCUACUCAUUCACGCAAAGCCAGAAACAUGGCGACCCAGGCCAGUUAUUGAGAGCGAGUUUGGAAAGGGAUCACCCGAGGAACGAAGCGCAGUGAAGGGUGAGGACAUCGCUUAA
Molecule: messenger RNA, 312 nt
Organism: Clonostachys rhizophaga
Lineage: Eukaryota; Fungi; Ascomycota; Sordariomycetes; Hypocreales; Bionectriaceae
Source: the annotation of a GenBank genome assembly